AUGUCACACAUACAACAACAAAUAUCUCGACCGCAAACACCCAAUGGUAUUGCCACAACGACAACCGUUACAGCAACUAACCCUAGUAGCGCGUCGUCAUUCACUGGUGAGACGCGUGGUGCAGGCAUAGGUAUGGGUGCUGGUGAACAACGUAAAACAUUCCGAGAACGAACGGUAAAUGGUGGUAUAAAUAGUCGUGAUUUACCUGCUGGACCUCCUGCUGAAAUACUUCGUGAUGUCACUAGUGACUCUUUUUCAACUCAUGCUUACAGUUGGCCAAUCUUGUUCGCUAUAAUACCGCCUAUGGGUGCGCUGGUGUACGGAAAAUCAGAUGUUUGGAGUGACUUUCUUUUAUUACUCUUGAUUGCAUUCUAUCUUUAUAACAUUAUAAAAGUUCCAUGGGAGCUUUAUUACGCAGCAAGAUCCAGACGUGUGAUUAAUGAAAAUACGUUUGCAGGGCAAACCGCAGAUUCUGCUCUGGAAGCUCGUCGACAAAUGGCCGCGCGUGAAUUGCGUCACGCCGAAUUAUAUGCGCUUGGUUUGGUUAUAGCGUCACCAAUGUUGGGUGGAUUUGCAUUGCACUAUGCCAAACAAUAUCUGACAGACUAUGACAAGUAUAUAUCUCACUUCAACAUUGCCUUAUUUGUAUUUGCUGCCGGUAUUCGUCCCUUGAUGCACGUUGCCAGUCUAGCAAAGAAUCGCACACUUCACUUACAAGAACAAGUUCACUAUCCAAAUACCGAAGUAGAACUGUUAAAACGACGAGUACAGCAUCUCGAAUACGAGUUCUCACAAUUACGCCGUGGAUUUGCAACGAAACGUGACAUUGAUCAUGUGCGAAAUGGGAUCGAGCCAACCAUUUCACAGUUGAAUAAAGCUGUGAGAAAGCACGAAAAAAAAGAACAAUAUCUUCGAAAUUAUUCAGAAGAACGAUUUGCUUUUCUCGAAUCAAAGUUACGUGAAUACGAUAGUUUCAUCUCAUAUAAGCUUCAAGAGGAUCAGGCAAUGACCUUGCCACGAAGCAUGAUGCAAGUCAUAUUUCUCCCGUUGAAUGUCACGUUUACGAUACUCGGUUAUGCUAAAUAUUUUUUGCCGUUACCGUUGCGUGGAAGACAAAAACACAUGGUGACUGGAUCAAAUCUUGAAGAUGACAAUUUGAUAAUGAAUCACAUGAAUAAUAAUGAAACGAGUCAACAAGAAAAUUCUGGAUCUGGCCAAGAUUUACAGAAAUAUUAA
Messenger RNA from Ambispora leptoticha, 1236 nucleotides. Lineage: Eukaryota; Fungi; Glomeromycota; Glomeromycetes; Archaeosporales; Ambisporaceae. The record is from the annotation of a GenBank genome assembly.